This is a messenger RNA of Perkinsus marinus ATCC 50983, 3418 nucleotides long. RefSeq names its product phosphatidylinositol-4-phosphate 5-kinase, putative. Gene Ontology annotation, molecular function: calcium ion binding; phosphatidylinositol kinase activity. Gene Ontology annotation, biological process: phosphatidylinositol metabolic process. NCBI's taxonomy places the organism in Eukaryota, Perkinsozoa, Perkinsida, Perkinsidae. The transcript is spliced from 30 exons. Bases 1 to 3342 code for a protein of 1113 amino acids. The record is from RefSeq and is a predicted model, not a curated record.
AUGUCGUGCCCCUCUGUCGAGUCGGCCAUGUAUAAGGUGGAUGGGAGGACACCCGAGAUGUACAUGGGAGACCACAAUGUUGAGAGAGGCGACGAGGCUUGGCCGGCCGCAGUAUGGCCGACAUCCUCAGAGAACAGCGGCACUCCUGAGAGAUACGACCCUCGGCAACAAGGCAAUGCAUUGAACCACUCUAGUGUGUUCACACCGGCACCUACUACGGCAGGCAGCGCUCAUCCUUAUGAAUAUAGUGGCUAUGGAAUGGGAGGCCAAUACGUGCCUUAUCUACAGCAAGGGGUUGAUAAGCGAGGGAGUGCAUACAGUGGAGUGGUGCCGGUGGAGAGUUGUCCUUCUCCUCCUCAUCAUCACACUGGUGGUGAUGGAGUGUAUAUGCCCGCGGGAUUCUUUACAUCAACACCCUUGAGCCAACAUGCAGGGAUGCAGUUUGUUCAUACGCCUGGACUUCCACAUGCAACAUGCACUGGGCAUUUUGCACCUUAUGGAGCCACACCAAUCCCUGGUGCUUAUGCUACAACUGCAGUCGCUAGUCCUCAACAGCACAUGAGAUUCGCAUGCUAUGGCAAUGCUGCCGACCGGCAUAGUUUUUAUAUGGGCUCCACGGCCGUUGGAGGUUCUAGUCCUGAUGCCAGCCCAGUAGCAGCAAUGAUGGGCAAGGCGACGAGAAGGAGGAUGUCAUUUUGCACUUGCGGCUUGCAGAAUGUCGGGGAGCCGCAGAGGGUCUCAGCGCCGAGACGAUUACCGAAGACAACCGUCGCUAGCCUGGCAGAAGAGACUAAGUUGACUCAACAAGAGGUGGAGGCCCUGUAUGACAGGUUUCUCAAGGUGGCUCCAAGUGGGCGCAUGAUGGAGGAGGACUUUCGUAAUACGUUGGGGAUACUAGGGUUGGGUUCGAGCAGCUUCAUCCCUCUACGGAUGUUCGCAGCAUUUGAUACCGACGGCGAUGGGACACUCACGUUCAAGGAGUUCGUCAACAGUCUUGCUGUUAUGCUUAGAGGCACCGACUAUGAGAAGCUGAGCUUGAGCUUCCGUAUGGCGGACGUUGGGGGUCAUGGUGGACUUACCUACAACGAGUUUAGGGACAUGAUAAUGGCGUGCCACUCUGUGACGAACCUGUUUGAAAAGGAGGAGACUAGAGAGGAGAGGCGGCUGGUCAGUGAGAGGCGUAUAAGACGGUUGUUCACUGAGCUGGCCUCUGGGAUGAGCGAGGACGGGGUUAGAGUGAUGACGGAGGAGGAUUAUAAGGAAGGUAUUCAAAACAAUAUGGACUUCCUGCAAAUGCUGGGGCUCCUGCCUAGCACGACUCCAUCCUAUAGCCACAACGCUGUGGGUGCUUCUCGUGGGCUCAGAAGUGGUAGUGAUACCAAAGUGGUUAUGCGACGAAAUGCAUCAACCCAGUCGAUAUCAGCGGACAAGCCGAUAUCAAAUGAGACUCGUUUGGAGCUCCGGAAGGAGUUGAGGGAAUUGAGGGAUAUCCUCGCCGCAUAUAUGGGAGGACAGGGGGCGUUGGGAGUUGAUGAUGAUGCUGUCCAAACGGAUGUGCCGGAAUUGUCGGUAUUGGACGUAAAGGGCGGUGUAUCGGCGUCCCAACUCAUGCCUGAGCCCUCUAGGGCUUCUCUACUAUGGUGUUGUGUCCACCCGAACGACGCUCGUGGUACAAGCAUCGAUGAUGUUGAAUUGAUGGACAUCCCUGAUGAGGAGGAGCUCACUAUUCAUCGGCCAGUGGCUCGGGUGACAGUAGCAUCCUCUGGUCCUAGUCAGCCUAGAAUAGUGGAUGUGUCCGCUAGAGUGGCCCACUUGUUGAAUAUUAUAGAUGGUAGUGGCUUGGCAGUGGACGCCUCGGUUCAUUCGGAAGGAUCAGCGAGCCCGCGGGCUAAGGGGGAGUUGGGUAUGGAUAUCCCCAAUACGCCGAGUGAUACUAAGCUCAGGGUGCCGGACUAUGGAUUUUUCCGUUCUAUGGCCAGCAUGAAUGUUGCGGCGCCUGGUGGGGAUGGCCCGGAGCACGACUCGGGGCACCACUACAGUUUGCGGCGUGGGAGCAGCAUCGAUCCGUAUCGUUCGAUUGAAGGAAUCGAUGUUGACGCUCAUUCGACGCCCCCACAGAGUAGUAGGAGACGAUUGGACCAUAAGGCUAGCCGUGUACGGCGGCUAUUGGGACCUAAGAAAGGACUAGCUGUUCAUUUUGGUCACGAGGAUUGGAACAUGGUGUUGAACAUGAUGAUCGGGCUCCGGAUAUCGGUAGGUCGCCUUGCUCAAGAAGUUGAUCGUCCGGUGUUGGAUGCGGACUUUCUAAUGAAGGAUAAAUUCUCUAUUGUGCCCAGAGUUGCGAACAUAUUUGACAGCAAAGUUUCUGACAAGGUUACAAUAACGAGGUUUAUAGACUAUGCGCCGUAUGUUUUCAAGUCCCUACGUCAGCUAUCGGGUAUAACGGAUGAGGAGUACCUUCGGAGUGUUGGGCCUGAGCAGUUGCUUGGCAAUAUGCUGCUGGGAAACCUAUCAAGUUUGGCGGAGCUCUCGACCGAGGGGAAGUCAGGCGCGUUCUUCUAUUACACUUCGGAUGGUCAGUUUUUGUUGAAGACUGUUUCGGCUCGAGAGAAGAAGUUACUCAAGCGAAUGCUGCCUGAUUAUUAUUCCCAUAUAUCGCAGCAUGCUGGGACCAGUCUUAUCUGCCGUUUCUUCGGUCUGCAUGGUUUACGACUCAAGCACGCGAAUGAGUUCACGGGCGGGCAGAGUAACGAGCGUCAUUCGAAGAUGUAUUUCGUGGUGAUGGGGAAUAUGUUCAACGCUAAUGUUGAAAUGCACCGGCGUUUUGAUUUGAAGGGAAGUUGGAUCGGUCGGUCGACCGAGGGAUUCGAUCAACCAGGCUUUGAUAAGAGUGUUGCAUUGAAGGAUACGGAUUUUGAGAGCCUCGGGCUGAAGAUAAGGAUUGGCGAGACCUCACGGGCUGCCUUAUUGGACCAGAUUCGCCGAGAUUGUGAAUUUUUCGCGCGCCACAAUAUUAUCGACUACUCAAUGCUCUUGGGAAUUCAUGAGAACAGUUCAGCGGAGAUGUCCGUAAAGCGUCAGAAUACUGGAGGCAACGGACUUGAUGGGGAGACCCGACUCGCGCAGGGACGAAAGUAUCGAAGUUCUACUGUAUUCGACGCAGUUGAUGGUAGUUGUAAGUACUUCCUCGGUAUGAUUGAUAUUCUCACCGAGUAUGACACUAAGAAGAAGGCUGAGAGGCUGUUGAAGGCCAUAAGGUAUCCUUCGGGAGGCGUAUCGUGUGCCCCACCAGAGACAUAUGCCCAACGGUUUUAUCAAUUUUUCGAGUCCAACAUUACCUAAGUUGCCUGCUGCAUGCAUCUAGCUUGACCGUCUUCCGCAUUCAUCCGUAACUGUCCAUUACGUUAGUGUUUUCCUU